UGCAGACUGUGCAGGUUUCGUUUAAGUUUUCGAUAUUAAAUAUGCAAAAAGGCUGCAUUAAACGGCAGAACAGCAUUGUAAAGUACAAGUGCUAUGUGUGCGAGUGCAGCUAAGAUGAUGUAUUUAAAAUUGUUGGACUGAAAAGAUGCCAAAUCGUAUAAAAAACAUUUAAAUACGAAAACUAGUUCUUAUAACAUUUACCACUUACAAACGCACACAAACAUAUAUACACCACACGCACAUAUACACGCACCCAUUGAGCACAGGCUAUUACAAAAAUGGAAGGUAUGGAUUUAUGGACGCGUAUGUUCUCUGCUGAUGAUGAGGAGGGCGGCGAAGGUGACGCAGGCGUCAGAGAGUUAGAGCAGAAUGACAACAAUACGAUGGGUGAAGAUGUUGAUGAAUACGAUGACGAUGACGAUGACGAGGAGGAGGAGUCCAAAGGACCAGAACCUGAUGAUGAUGCCAUUUUUAAUUUUGAAUUGUCACCAAUUGUAAAUAGUGUGCUAGCGCCAGCCAUACCAAGUGCGCCAAGUGUACGGCCUAUACAGCGUCAGUCGCUACAAGCAAGCUUUGGUUCAGCGCAGGAGCGCAUAAACACAGGCACUACUUCCAUUCGCCCGAAGACUUCACAAAUCAAUGCCACCGAUGAAAAUGGCGUGCUUAUUAAUUACGAGCUCGGCGUUAUAUACAUAUGUCCAGCAUGUGGUACCGAGUUUCGGCAACAAGAUAUGUGGAAGCGUCACAUGAACAAUAUUCACCAGUUCAAUACGCGCCGUGGUCUGAAUUUUGUUGCUAUUGACAAGUUGUACCAACGCUGCCUAGAGUGCAACAAGCGCAUUGCAAUGCAUAGUCGGGAAAAUCUGCUAAAGCACAAAUUUACGCAUCUGCCAUAUAGAUGCACCAAGUGCUACAUAUGCAAGCGAGAGUACAAAUAUCGUCAGGACCUAAUGGUACAUCUGCGUAUGGUGCAUUAUGAAGAGGUUGUGAUUCUGAUGCGAGAAGGUGACAAUGGCGCUGCUGGUCGCAAAACACGUGUACGUGAGCCACGCACAGAGCUACGUUAUCCGGAUGAUGACGAGGGCAUAGAAGUGCGUAAUGAGCUGCUAGAGCCGGAUGCCAUAGAGUCUGCCAAUGAUGAAUUCCAACAUAGCAGUUCCACAGCAACCCAGCGGCAACGCAGUGGUGCUGGUAAUGCUGCUGACUUUUGCGAGGAUUAUAUACACUACAUGUGCCCGGAUUGUGGAACAGAUUGCGAAACUCACGCACAGUGGAGCCAGCACAUUGAAUUUGUUCAUGAUUAUGUCAGCAGACGUGGACUAAACUUCCGUUCUGUAGACAUGCAGAUGCAGUGUCUCGAGUGCAAGCAGUUUGUGUCGCCCAAUACGAUGAAGACACUGCGUGUGCAUAAAUUUAGUCACUUGUCGCAGCCCGAAUGGAUGCGUUGCAAACUAUGCUACAAAGGCUAUACGGAACAUCAGGAGCUGGUGAGCCAUCUUCUGAAGCAACAUCAUUUGGAGACCUUGAUGCCGCCCGAAAACGGCGCGCCUGUCGACGGUACAGCUGAUGGCGAUGAUGCGAUGCAAAUUGACGCCGGCAACGAUUGCACAGAUGAAUUGCAGAUGGAAGAUGCGCCCAAACGUGGUGCUCGUAUUGCCUUCGAUGAUAUGUAUGAGCCGCAUAUAGACUAUCUCUGCCCGCAAUGCGGCAGAGAGUUUAUAGAGAAGAAACAAUGGCGCAAUCAUGUGGAAAAGGUGCAUGGAAUGAACGAUUUGUCGCAGCUUAACUUUAAGGUGAUAAACGAUCGUCAGCUAAAGUGCACCGAAUGCGAUAAGAUUAUAACAAAUGCCUAUGGUAUACAGAAUGCACAACAGCAUCGCAUAACGCAUUUGCCCUACAAAUCGUAUAUACGCUGUCGCAAAUGCCACAAAUCCUACACGGAUCGCAAAGGACUGGUCAAACAUUUGGCCACUAAUCAUCGCAUAGGCUAUGAUCCCCGCCGAGGGGUAAUAGCAAAGUCGUUGCCACGUAAACAAAUCGUCACUGUUGCCAAUGAAACGUAUGAGAUUAUUUAUUUGGAUGAGGAUGACCAAGCGACUGAAGAGAAUGACUUUGCUGAGCAAAUGCAAGCAGAUCCUGAUGAUGACUUUUUUUUGACUCUAAGUAGCAUAAGCAAUCGAUACAAGUGCGUUGACUGCGGAACGCUUUUUGCAACGAGCGCAGCUCUCAAAACGCACAUAAGCGAAGAGCAUGACUUCUCGGAUACACAAUAUAGUGCCAAAAAUGCCGAGCCAGUAGAAGAUGCUGAAGCUGCAAUUCCUACGUCAACAGCAACAACAACAAUUAGCAUGCUCCAUUCAGCUGGCAACUCAACUAUCGAACAGAAUUAUAUUUUUUUGUGUCCAUCAUGCGGGGAGACAUACAAAUCGCAGUUUGAGUGGCGUCGUCAUAUUAACGAAGCGCACAACUUUGAUAAACGUCAGUAUUUGAAAAUGCGCCAGGUAGACAAGUAUCGUUAUCAGUGCACCUUGUGCAAGGAUAUCGUGUGUAAUUCAAAGUUAAAGGGACUCCAGGAUCAUCAUUUUAGACAUUUGGCCUAUCGCUUGUACCUCAAGUGCUUGAUUUGUGGCACCUGCUAUAACCACAAGCCAAACAUAGCUGCACAUUUGCGCACGCGUCACAAUAUUUUCGAACGCGAGUCCAAGUAUCAUGCAGCUCAAGAGAGGGAAGGAGAUAGAGAGCGGGGGGAUACAGAUAGAGAGCGUGGCAUGUCCUCAGCUUCAUCUUCACCCACGCCAGGCACUAGCCAGGGACGUGCGCUAAAAACUCAACCAGGCUUGCUGCCCACACGACCUGUUGGCCUCAAUACGCUUGAGGAUAGCAUCUCCUACCACAAUGCUGUCGAUUUAGAUUUCAUUACCUACUAUUGCCCCAAGUGCAAUCAGAACUUUGAUUCACACGCCUUUUGGCGCAAGCACAUUGUCGAGCAGCAUAACUUUAACAGUCGUCAGGGCUUGAAUUUUCGGCAGCUUGACAACCAUCAUUACUUAUGCCUGGAGUGCUACAAGCGUGUAACGGUGACGCAUACCAAGGGCGCCAUUGGGCAGCUACAAUCACACAAGUUCCGGCAUUUGCCAUAUCGCUCCUUCAAGUGCUUAACAUGCAAUGGCGAAUUUGUGCGCAAACAAAUGUUCUUCAAGCAUUUAAAUCGCAAUACCAAUCGCUGUGACAAUCGCCCGCAGAGUGAUAACGAAGACGAGCAGUCCGGAGGAUCACAGCAGCCAGCAGAAGCAGUCAGCGCUGAAGCUCACAUAGAUAUAGACCCAAAGUUAAACUUUGAUUCUACUACUGCACCUGUGCCAUAUCGCUUAAUUUGUCCGCAAUGUGGUGAUAGCUUUAGUACCAGCAGCAAAUCGCAGUGGCGCGAACAUAUUAACAUUUACCAUGGCAUGGGCAAACGUGAGACACUGCAUAUGCGCAAAGUGGGUGGUGAUGAUCUCUAUCGCUGCAGCGAUUGUGAUCAACAGCUGCAGACAAAGCAGCUUCGCGUGCUGCAACAGCAUAGAUUUAUGCAUUUGCCCCAUUCUGAUUACAUACGCUGUCUGCUUUGCGUGCAAGGCACUAGCGAUACGUUGUCCGGCAUGCAUAAUUUCCGUGAGCUGCAACAACAUAUGCGGCAAGUACAUGUUCAGCACACCGAUGAUCAGCUGCCAAUGCAGCUGGUUGAGGAUGAUAGUUUGCCCUACAAUGAAACGGAGGAGUUGUUAGCGCCACAGACACAUCUACUGGACGAUGAUAUAGAGGACCAGUAUUUGUUGGGCUAAUUCUUAACUAGCUUAAAAUACAAUCUCCUUAAAUAAAAACUCAUGUAUUUAAGUACUUUUAAACUAAUUUAUGGCAUUUGUUGACACUCAUACUGUAAUUUCCUUUCAUUAAGUAUAAGCGAACUUAACUAAGUAUAAAAAGAAUAUAGGUACACACUAUUAUUAUUAUUU
Molecule: messenger RNA, 3995 nt
Organism: Drosophila busckii
Lineage: Eukaryota; Metazoa; Arthropoda; Insecta; Diptera; Drosophilidae
Product: zinc finger protein Xfin
Exons: 2
Coding region: 279-3824 (1181 amino acids)
Biological process (GO): regulation of transcription by RNA polymerase II
Cellular component (GO): nucleus
Molecular function (GO): RNA polymerase II transcription regulatory region sequence-specific DNA binding; DNA-binding transcription factor activity, RNA polymerase II-specific
Source: RefSeq, a predicted model, not a curated record